Molecule: messenger RNA, 1425 nt
Organism: Alternaria arborescens
Lineage: Eukaryota; Fungi; Ascomycota; Dothideomycetes; Pleosporales; Pleosporaceae
Exons: 1
Coding region: 1-1425 (474 amino acids)
Biological process (GO): DNA-templated transcription; positive regulation of transcription by RNA polymerase II
Molecular function (GO): DNA-binding transcription factor activity; DNA binding; zinc ion binding
Source: RefSeq, a predicted model, not a curated record
AUGUGGAGCAUGUUCGCAGUGGGUUCCUCGCAGGACGACAACAAUGUCACUGGAGAAAGCUACCGUGCAUGGUCGCCAAUCAAGCUUUACAAUAUUGCUAGACAGCUCAUCCCUGACGAGUUAGGCAACUUCGAGUUGGACCACGUGAAGGCUCUUCUUAACCUGGCCUUAUUCAACAUCAACAGAAGACUUUUUGAUGCUUCUUGGCAUCUAGUUGGAGCUGCUUUGCGAAUAUCACUCAUGCUUGCUGAAACAUCGGAUGUAGCUGCGUCUCGACGAAAGCAUGUCAUGUCUGGUUGUUUCGUACUUGACAGUGUCCUUUCUCUACAUUUGAAACGACGUCCUUAUCUCGACAGGGGUGAACUGUCGUGGAUGGGCAAGAUAGAAGAGGAUGGAAUGGAAGAAUGGCAGCCGUGGAGUGGGCAUCUUAAUCUUGAUCCAACGCGUCGGUCGAAUUCUCCAACACUUGCCUUGAGUACCUUCAACGCUCUCCUGGAGUUGGUUGAUAUUCUUGGGUGUACCUCUAGGGAGCAGACAGCACCAAAUUUCCUACAUGAGAUGAUCGGUCGGCUUGAGAUGUGGAAAUCGGCACUUCCACAGAGACUUGAAUACAUUCGGAAAGACUCUGCCUUUACUCCAGCAACGCCGCCCGCGUUACUCUUGCGAUUCACAUAUCUUGUUACUGCGUUCACGCUUGUCCCCUCACAGGCAUGGCUUCAGCAGAUCUUAGACAUGUUGAGCGUACUGCAACGGCAACUUGGAGCCACGAGAAUGCCAGCGAUCAUUGCUUGCCUAUUACAAAGUAUCAGGAGAAGUAUCGCUAGUUUAAACCUAGAUCAACCGACUCACGCCCGGAUUCGAGAAUUGUUUGCCACGCUCGGCCAAUCAUCCCAUGAGCCUUCAGAAGGAGCAUCAACAGGUUUAAGAUCGGUAUCUAUUAGCCGAAGAGAUCCAUCUUCAGAAAAUCCUGGGACUUUACAGACCUCUCCCCAACCUCUUGUACCACAACUUCGUGGCCCGUUCGUUGAACGAUACCAGCAACCACCUGACCCUUCUAAUAUGGUUCAUGGCAGACUACCAGACAUGGGUAGCAAUCACCAAGGACAUAGUGUCCCGCCAUUUGAACCAAACUUAUUCGACUUCGGGAUGGCCGGACCAAUCUUCGAUCCCCAUGAUCCCUAUAAUGCUUUGGUGUCUGGUGACCUGGGAAGCUUUCUCGAUGACUUCGCUUCGAAACACGGUGCCAAAAAACUGCAGAACCAGCCACAGUUCAUGGAGAACCUAGGUUUCUCGUCAGAAGUCAGCAUGGCCGACCUUCUAGCAGCGGACCCUGGGCGGUUCAUGCCUACCGCGUCGAACAUGGGCGCAGACAACAGCGAGGAGUCUCCCCAAUUUCCGUUGAACACAUUUUAUGAUGCUGGAUGA